This is a messenger RNA of Arabidopsis thaliana (thale cress), 1058 nucleotides long. RefSeq names its product binding protein (gene ARPC4). Gene Ontology annotation, cellular component: actin cytoskeleton; Arp2/3 protein complex; cytoskeleton. The record is from RefSeq and is marked reviewed. NCBI's taxonomy places the organism in Eukaryota, Viridiplantae, Streptophyta, Magnoliopsida, Brassicales, Brassicaceae. The transcript has 9 exons. Gene Ontology annotation, biological process: actin filament polymerization; Arp2/3 complex-mediated actin nucleation. The coding region runs from base 340 to 849 and encodes 169 amino acids.
GCUUGUAGUUGUAGAUUAGAACUUAGAAGUAGAGCAACCCGGUUCACCGGUUCAAUCCGCAGAAUCUUGCUGGUAUUUGUGGGUCAAUGAACAUUCCAUUUUAGAAUGUACCAGAUCCGGUCGGAGUGUCUGGUUUGGUUCGGUUUUGACGCAUUUCGUUUCACUUAUCCGGUCAAUUUGAUCGUGAUUCAAUUUUCCGAUCGUUGAUCUCUAAAUCUCCUUACGAUCUCUCCUCUCACGAGUCUCCAAGUCGUCCAAGCUCAUAAAGAUUCAUCGAGAAGAAAGAUAAAAUCCUAAGUCUGGUGCAAGUCUCGAGUAGAAUAACAUCAUUUCUAGGACAUGGCAAACUCAUUACGGCUGUAUCUAGCAUGCAUAAAAAAUACACUCGAGGCUGCCAUGUGCUUACAGAAUUUUCCUUGUCAAGAAGUUGAAAGGCAUAAUAAACCAGAGGUUGAAUUAAAGACGAGCCCAGAACUUUUGCUAAAUCCUGUUUUAAUAUGCCGAAAUGAGGCUGAAAAGUGUUUAAUAGAAACAUCUAUAAAUUCACUCCGGAUAAGCCUCAAGGUCAAGCAAGCGGAUGAACUUGAAAACAUACUAACCAAAAAAUUUCUCAGAUUCUUGUCCAUGAGGGCAGAAGCUUUUCAAGUACUGAGGAGGAAGCCAGUGCAGGGCUAUGACAUAAGCUUUCUUAUAACAAACUACCACUGCGAAGAGAUGCAGAAACAGAAGCUAAUUGAUUUCAUUAUUCAGUUUAUGGAGGAUAUAGAGAAAGAAAUAAGGGACUUGAAGGAGUCAGUGAAUACAAGAGGAAGACUCGUUGCUACGGAGUUCUUGAAACAGUUCAUGUAAAGCAGCUCUUGAAGUAGUAUAAUGUAACCCUUCAUUGUAUCAAUCACUCGUUAUUUGGUUAAAAUCCAUCUACUCUUCAUUUUGCUACUUUCUCUGUUAUUCUAACACAACCAAAGUACCGAGCCAUCGGCUUGGUAAUUGUAGUGUAUGUAAUGCGAUACUUAUCAAAUGUGGUCUGUUGAUCGUAGAUGUUCGAACGUACAAUCCCA